Molecule: messenger RNA, 3344 nt
Organism: Drosophila nasuta
Lineage: Eukaryota; Metazoa; Arthropoda; Insecta; Diptera; Drosophilidae
Gene: Saf-B
Product: Scaffold attachment factor B
Biological process (GO): regulation of transcription by RNA polymerase II; regulation of mRNA processing
Cellular component (GO): nucleus
Molecular function (GO): sequence-specific DNA binding; RNA binding
Source: RefSeq, a predicted model, not a curated record
GAUUUAAGAAAAAAAUUGUGAAAGGUUCUCGGCAAGCAUUCAGUAGUAACAUACGUUGUGAAAUCUGGUAGUCAUAAAAUAUUUUUUCUGUCGAUAAAAUAUUAACGUGUGCCGUAAUUUAAUUUUUAUGCGAGUGUCUUUAUAAUUGCAACUAAAUAUGUUAGAGAGUGGCAAGAACGUCGCCGAGUUGCGUGUGUGUGACCUUAAGGAUGAAUUGGAAAAGCGCAAGCUUGAGACCGUCGGUCCAAAGGCAGUGCUUAUCGAACGUCUUCAAAGGGCAUUAAAAGAGGAGGGUAUAGAUCCUAACACACAUUUGAUUGUGCCGGCCGCAAGGGCAAAGAAAUCAUUACCGAAACCAAUUGAGUCUGACGUUCACAUUAAGGAAGAGCCAGUUGACCCAGAAGAGGAGAAUGAAGAGGCAUCUGUUGAAACUGCCGCAAAUGCGGAUGGUGUGGAUAAUCCUCGUCAUGCCGACGAUGAUGGACAUGAAAUUGAUCAAGUUGGUGAUGUGGAUGAUGAAUGCGUUAUUCUAGAUGAUGAGGAUGACGACGAUGAGGAACAAGAAGCUGACGACGAUUACGGCCGCAAGAAGAUAUCUACUGAGGAAGACGCAGAUAAAGAAGACACCGCCGAAAAAGGCGAAGAAAAGACACCUACAGACAAUGAGCUGCAGGAAGAAAACACAGGCGAUACUGUUAACAUUGACAAUGAUGAAUCUAUCAAUCUUACAAUUGGCGAGGACGAGCAGCAGCUCUUGCACGAUGAGGCUCCUGACGACAAAUCGAUAAAGUCGGUAAAACCUGCCAAUAAAUUAGAAAAAUUGAACACAUCUAAGGAUGUGGACAAGAAGAAUCACAAGGAAGACGAAGGAACUCGCUUAAAGAAAAAAGAUGAGAAAACCGCUGAGAAAAAGGACAUCAGUGAUCAAAAAUUGGCAUCCAAAUCCUCAAGUCAAAAAGAUGAUAAAGAAAAAUCAUCGACAGCAGCAGCAGUAGCAACAGCAGGUACAGCAACUGCAUCAUCGGGUGCCGCUGCCAACAAAACGGGAUCCGGAUUGGGAUCGAGCGGAGGCACAGGUGGUGCUAGUGCAUCGUCUAGUGCAGCUGGCAAGCAGGCUCUACUUUCACGCAAUCUAUGGGUAUCUGGUUUGUCCACGCUUACACGCGCCAGUGAUUUGAAGGCCAUAUUCUCGAAGUUUGGCAAAGUUAUUGGCGCCAAAGUGGUAACCAAUACUCGCACUCCAGGCACUCGUUGUUACGGAUAUGUAACUAUGUCCUCGUCAGGAGACGCAUCACGCUGCAUUGAGAAUCUACAUCGUACGGAGCUACAUGGACGCAUUAUUUCCGUGGAACGCACCAAGAAUGAGAUUGGCAGCAGCGCCAGCUCAUCGAAGGAGUCCAACAGCAAGGGCAGCAGCAAGGCUAACAACAAGCCCAGUGAUGCCAAAAAGAAGGACGACGAUAAGAAAUGUGGAUCCAAGGGUUAUGGCGUUGAGGACAAGAAGGGUGGUGAAGGUAGCGCAGAUGGCAAGAGUUUGGGUGGUGAAUCCGGAAGCAAGCGUGAUGGCAAAGACAAAGACCGCAACAAGCUACGUGACGAAAAGGACAAGUCUUUGGGUGGUGGGGACAAGCGCCACGAACGUGAUCAUCGCUCGGGCACGGGACACAAGUCUCAAAAUCGUGAUGGGUCUAACGAGCGGCGUCCGGGCCGUCAUCCACGAGACGUUGAUCGUGAGAUACAGCAGCGUCAACGUGAACGCGAGAGACGCCAGCGCGAGAUGUUAUCUUACCAGAAGAUACGUGAGGAGCGGGAACGUCAGCGAUUGCGUGAACGGGAACGUGAGAUUCGCGAAGAGGAGAGACGACGUCGUGAGGCUCGAGAGCGCCAGCGAGUAGAGGAAGAACGCUUGGCUGAGGAGCGACGCAAGCUGGCUAUCGAGCGGGAACGCCUUGAGCGGGAGAAGGCAGAACUUCUACGUAUGGAGCGGGAGCGUCAAAAACUGGAGCGUGAGAAAAUCGAGCUGGAACGCCUCGAAUUGAAGCGUCAACAGAUGAAGAUUAUGGAGUCUCGUGAUGAUCCUGUUAAGCGUUCUGCAAGUAAGCGAACUGAUGAUCGCUACAACGACGCCUCAGAUCGAAAGCGCUCUGCAGUCUUUGAUGCACCUCCGCCGCCGCGCUUUGAUGCCUCUUUGGUGAGCUCACGAAAUACUAGCUCUUAUGAUAAAAAGCACGAUGAUUAUGGUACAUCAUCAAGUUCAAAGCGCAGCCUUGAGGACUAUUCCAGCUCAAAGCGUUUGGAGUAUUCAAAUAAACGUGGGGAUUAUGGUAGUACCACUGGCACCAAACGUGGUGCCAUGGAUGAUUACGGAGCUGUGCCCAGUAAGCGUUCCGGGGGCAAUGAUUAUGUGUCCUCCAGUUCCAAACACGAUUAUCAAUCGUCGACAACCAGCAAACGUGAUGAUUACAAGCGCGAGGUAGAAGUCCGUCACUUACCAGUUUCGUCCGGUGGUGUUGGAGCCAGCGGAUCAAGUGGUUCAUAUGUUCACAAGAGUAAUAGUGGGGGAGUCACAAGCUCCUAUGUACACAAGAACAACACUGGCAACGUGACUAGCUCCUAUGCUCACAAAAACAAUACAAACAGCGGCUCUGGCGGUGGGCGCUACAAUGAUUCCGAUCGCAGUAACAACUCAAAUUACAGACGUGGUGGCGUCGAUGAUACCCAUAGCAUGUCGCAUGGAAACAAGAGAUACGAAAACUCGACUAGCAGUGGAGCCGCCGGCGGCUACGGAAGCAACUCGAAUAAUGUGAAUAUUUGGGCGCCUUCUGGUGGAGGUAGUGGAAGCGGUCAUUUGGGUGGUAGCAGCGGUCCUUUGAAGUCAUAUACCAAUAAUGGAAUGUCAUCAAAUAUGCAUGGUAAUAAUUCGUGGCAGAAGUCUGCCCCAAUUGAAGACAACAAUUGGCGCCCAAUGACACAAACACCAAGCCGCUUUGAUCGCACUUACAACGACCGCUCUGGAGGCUAUCAGGGAAAUAGUGGCGCUGGCGGAGGCAUGUAUGGUGGUAGUCGUCCAACACAGGAUCGCUAUGGGGGACAAGUGGGACGUUAUUAAAUAACGCCAUUAGAACACACUUAUAAUUUUCAAGGCAAUUGAAAACAUUUUUUGGCCCCACAAUCUUAAUAACCGUAACUUUUAACGCUCUCGUUUAUGUUAAUUUUUUAUAGUUCUAUUGAUUAAGCAUCUAGAUCUACAUUAAAUAUCAUUAGAUGUACCACCUAAAUGAAAGCGAAGUAUAUGUGGGAAACGGGACGGUAGUUCAUGCGAAAUAUAAUCAUGAUAAAAUUGA